Molecule: messenger RNA, 792 nt
Organism: Lachancea sp. 'fantastica'
Lineage: Eukaryota; Fungi; Ascomycota; Saccharomycetes; Saccharomycetales; Saccharomycetaceae
Source: the annotation of a GenBank genome assembly
AUGAGCACUGCCGCCGUCGCCGACAGAGGCGCGUACUUGUCGCAGCACAAGGACUACAACCAUGCCACAGACUCAGAAUACAAGCGCCUUCGCGGAUUGGCUGAUGUCGCCUACAAGAAGAGGCAGUCACUUUCUCAGCAGUCCCAGCAGGCGUUCAAGAGCGGUGACAAAAGCGAGGCUCAUAACCUUAGCGAACAAGCAAAAGAACAGCUAGAGGUCGCCGAGAAGUUCAACAUGCAGGCUGCAGAAUACGUCUUCACCCAAAACAACGCCGACAGUGACUCAAACGAAAUAGACCUGCACGGGCUGUACACCAAGGAAGCGCAGUGGAUCUUGCAGAGGAGAAUAGCAGCAGGCGUUGCCAAUCAGGAACAAAGACUCGAGGUGAUCGUUGGUAAGGGUAUCCACUCUCAAAAUGGUAUAGCCAAAAUAAAACCUGCGGUAGAGGAACUUUGCAAGCAAGCCAAUUUACCGAAUUACGUGGACCCCAAAAACUCGGGCGUUUUGAUCAUUGAGCUCCAAAAUGCCCAGGUGCCUGAUUCUUGGCGUUCUAUGGAUUAUUCGACGUAUGCGCACAACAACACGGUGAGUCGCCCUAACCCAAGUGCAAAGCCCCAGCAGAACCGUCCUCACAAUUACGUUCAACAGCAACAACCUCAGUAUCAGCAACAGCCCCAGUACCAGCAACAACCUCAACAGCAGCACAAUGCAAACCAGGGAAACAACGGGAACGGAGAUCUCGUAAACACGCUGUUGAAAUUUGUGUGCAUGUGCAUCAAAAAGAAUAUGUAA